ACUGCUGGCUCUUCCCCCCACCCUACAGGAUGGUAUGAGAUUUGAAAGGAGACGAUGCAUACAGGAGGAGAGACGUCAGCAUGCAAACCUUCAUCUGUUCGGCUCGCACCAUCAUUUUCAUUCCAUGCUGCUGGCCUUCAGAUGGCUGGACAGAUGUCCCAUUCACAUCAGCAGUACGGUGAUCGUCGACAGCAGAACAUAAGCGACCAACAAGUUUCUGCCUUACCAUAUGCUGAUCAGAUUCAGCAGCCUCCUACUAACCAGAGGCGAAUGCCACUAACGUUCCGAGAUCCAGCAGCUGCUCCUUUAAGGAAACUGUCUGUGGAUUUGAUCAAAACAUACAAACAUAUUAAUGAGGUUUACUAUGCAAAAAAGAAGCGACGACAUCAACAGGGACAAGGAGAUGAUUCUAGUCACAAAAAAGAGCGGAAGGUUUAUAAUGAUGGAUACGAUGAUGAUAACUAUGACUACAUUGUGAAAAAUGGGGAAAAAUGGAUGGAUCGUUAUGAAAUUGAUUCUUUAAUAGGCAAAGGCUCAUUUGGACAGGUUGUAAAGGCAUAUGAUCGUGUGGAACAGGAGUGGGUAGCUAUUAAAAUUAUAAAGAACAAGAAGGCUUUCCUAAAUCAAGCCCAAAUUGAAGUGCGACUUCUCGAGCUUAUGAACAAACAUGACACAGAAAUGAAAUAUUACAUAGUGCAUUUGAAGCGUCACUUUAUGUUCCGAAACCAUCUCUGUUUAGUUUUUGAAAUGCUCUCCUAUAAUCUUUAUGACCUUCUGAGGAAUACAAAUUUCAGAGGGGUUUCACUGAAUUUGACGCGAAAGUUUGCACAACAGAUGUGUACUGCACUGCUUUUUCUUGCAACUCCUGAACUUAGUAUCAUUCACUGUGAUCUAAAACCUGAGAACAUCUUGCUGUGUAACCCCAAACGAAGCGCUAUCAAAAUAGUUGAUUUUGGCAGUUCUUGCCAGCUUGGACAGAGGAUAUAUCAAUAUAUCCAGAGUCGUUUUUAUCGAUCACCUGAGGUGCUAUUGGGAAUGCCUUAUGAUCUUGCAAUUGAUAUGUGGUCCCUUGGUUGUAUCUUAGUGGAAAUGCACACUGGAGAACCUCUUUUCAGUGGAGCAAAUGAGGUUGAUCAGAUGAAUAAAAUAGUGGAAGUUUUGGGUAUACCACCUGCUCAUAUUCUUGACCAAGCACCAAAAGCAAAGAAAUUUUUUGAGAAGUUGCCAGAUGGCUCUUGGACCUUAAAGAAGACCAAAGAUGGGAAAAGGGAGUAUAAACCACCUGGAACCCGUAAACUUCACAAUAUACUUGGAGUUGAAACAGGAGGACCAGGAGGGCGUCGUGCUGGGGAGUCGGGUCAUACGGUAGCUGACUACUUGAAGUUUAAAGACCUCAUCUUAAGGAUGCUUGAUUAUGAUCCAAAAACCCGAAUUCAACCUUAUUAUGCUCUGCAGCAUAGUUUCUUUAAGAAAACAGCAGAUGAAGGUACAAACACAAGCAACAGUGUCUCUACAAGUCCUGCUAUGGAGCAGUCGCAGUCUUCAGGAACCACUUCUAGCACAUCUUCAAGCUCAGGUGGCUCUUCGGGGACAAGCAACAGUGGAAGAGCACGGUCAGAUCCAACACACCAGCAUCGACAUAGUGGUGGACACUUCACUGCUGCUGUACAAGCUAUGGAUUGUGAAGCGCACAGUCCUCAGGUUCGACAGCAGUUUCCUCCUCCUCUUGGUUGGCCAGGAACUGAAGCUCCUACACAAGUCACUGUUGAAACCCAUCCAGUUCAAGAAACCUCUUUCCAUGUUACUCCUCAGCAGCAAAAUGCAUUACACCAUCAUCAUGGAAAUAAUUCCCACCACCACCAUCACCACCACCAUCAUCACCACCAUCAUCAUGGACAGCAGGCCUUGGGUAAUCGGACCAGGCCAAGGGUCUACAAUUCUCCAACAAACAGCUCGUCCACCCAAGAUUCCAUGGAGGUGGGCCAUGGUCACCACUCCAUGACAUCCCUGUCUUCCUCAACAACUUCUUCCUCUACAUCUUCCUCCUCAACUGGUAAUCAAGGCAAUCAGGCCUAUCAGAACCGCCCCGUGGCUGCUAAUGCGUUAGACUUUGGACAAAAUGGAGCUAUGGACGUCAAUUUAACAGUCUAUUCUAAUCCACACCAAGAAACUGGCAUAGCAGGACACCCAACGUACCAGUUUUCUGCUAACACAGGUCCUGCUCAUUACAUGACUGAAGGACAUCUUACAAUGAGACAGGGAAUUGAUAGGGAAGAAUCUCCCAUGACAGGAGUUUGUGUUCAGCAAAGUCCUGUGGCCAGCUCGUGACUAAACUGAAACAGAUUUGUUUCUUGUGUGUUUUUAUAGAAGUGGUGUUUUUCCAAAAAAAGAAAAGAAAAAAAAAGUGCAAAGCUGCUUGAAUCAGGAGGAGAUAGACUUAUUGAACCGCUACAGGAGGGCAAAGCUAACUAUUUUUUUAAACUUGAACAGAUUGCAGUGAAGUUUUUAGAGCCAUGUUCAUACCUAUCCUAGAUAGCUUUGAGAAGAUUUCUCACCUUUUUGCCCAUUUUAAUUAUUACAACCCAGUCACACAUAUAUUUUUCCCCUUGUUCAACAGAAUGAAUAUUCAAGAGUUGAUCUUAGUUGCAAGCAUAUUUUAAGGCAUGCCCAGAAUCAUAUAAGUGGGCAUUUUGAGGUUUUUCUUUUUUUAAUAUUAAGGCGGGAGGGGUGGGGAGUAAUAAUGAAUUUCCAUUCCCCAAACAUACAUGAACACAAAAAGCAGUACUGUAAGGAAGAGGGACCCUAAGAUUACAAAACAGAAUCUUUAGCUGUAAAAAGAAUGGUUGUAAUGGUGUUCAUGAGACACACGAAGCAUGCUAAGUGGCGGUGAUUAAGACUCCUUAUCUGAACCUACUGAGAAUCAAAGCAGCAAUUAUAUUGGGAUUCUGUGUCUCAUGUUUGAGGCUACAAUCAGUUAGUAUUGAAAUAAGACUGGUCCUGUAAGUAAGGUGCACUGAGAAGCAAUCAACAGGUUGGUCUUGACCAGUCCAGGGGAAGUCUUAAGUGGUGGUCUUUGGGAUAACCUUUGGCCUUAUGGAUUUGGACUCUAAGUUAGAAGAGCCUACCAUUUCAGAUGCAAUCACUUUUGGACAUGCUUUUGCAGACAGUCCUUAAUGCUGAAAACACAGAGAAUGGGUAAUUCAAGAGGCCUUUCUUUUAAAAUAGACUUUGUGACCCACUUAUUGUAAGGUAUUGCAAGGUCACUUUGCGUGUGUCAUAAAGCUGACUUCCUUAUUGGUUGAAGGUCACAGGAGUAGUGGUUUGCUUUUGAUGAAAAUAGCUACAACUGUGUUCCUCUCUGCUUUUCACUUUCUU
This is a messenger RNA of Protobothrops mucrosquamatus (brown spotted pit viper), 3375 nucleotides long. It is a transcript of the gene DYRK1A, whose product is annotated as dual specificity tyrosine phosphorylation regulated kinase 1A. The record is from RefSeq and is a predicted model, not a curated record. Bases 55 to 2328 code for a protein of 757 amino acids. Lineage: Eukaryota; Metazoa; Chordata; Lepidosauria; Squamata; Viperidae. Gene Ontology annotation, biological process: positive regulation of DNA-templated transcription; peptidyl-serine phosphorylation; peptidyl-threonine phosphorylation. The transcript is spliced from 11 exons. Gene Ontology annotation, cellular component: nucleus. Gene Ontology annotation, molecular function: transcription coactivator activity; protein serine/threonine kinase activity; ATP binding.